Molecule: messenger RNA, 1920 nt
Organism: Talaromyces stipitatus ATCC 10500
Lineage: Eukaryota; Fungi; Ascomycota; Eurotiomycetes; Eurotiales; Trichocomaceae
Product: cation transport protein ChaC, putative
Exons: 6
Coding region: 363-1208 (281 amino acids)
Biological process (GO): glutathione catabolic process
Cellular component (GO): cytoplasm
Molecular function (GO): glutathione specific gamma-glutamylcyclotransferase activity; gamma-glutamylcyclotransferase activity
Source: RefSeq, a predicted model, not a curated record
AGCACGACAUUGUCACAUGAAGUGAUAUAUCAUCAGGUCUCACCAAUACUACAGGUAUUAGCAAAAUAGGGUCGAGGAAGGUCUCAGAGCGGCGAUACCAUUUCGCAACUCGACGUAUCGUUCGUGAGUGCUCGGACCGUAGUUAUGUUUUGAGCCGAAUUUAUCUCAUAAAUCUUUGAGUCAUAAUUUGAGUCAUAUGAUACAUGACUACACAGAUCCUGUGCCCGUGGUGUAUAUAUCUACCAAUUAGCGGGGUACAUUGAAUCGGCAUAAAACAAGCCAGUCCACUCAGUCAAGAUCGAACUAUAGGUGUUCAACACCGGCUUGCGAACUAUUAUUCGGGGAGAGAGAAAGGGGACAAAAUGACCAACCAAAUUUCUCGAGAUGGCCGAACAUGGAGGCAACAUUUCCCAGACGGCGAUCUUUGGGUUUUCGGUUAUGGGAGUCUGAUAUGGAAACCACCUCCUCAUUUCGAUAAACGGGUUCCCGGAUACAUUAGCGGAUAUGUGCGACGGUUCUGGCAGGCCAGUACUGAUCAUCGCGGAACACCAGAACGACCGGGACGAGUGGUCACGGUGAUUGAGAAAUCGUUCUGGGAGACGUUGGAUGAUCCGCAUAAAACUCUCGAACCAUCCUAUACAUCAACAGUAUGGGGUGCCGCAUACCACAUCCCCGCUUCUCAUGCAGAAGAGGUACAUGACUACUUAGAUGUCAGAGAAAUAGAUGGUUAUACAGUGCACUACACGCCGUUCUAUACCGUAUCUCCUCAGAAAGACGGAGAACACACCAAAAAUAAAAUGGGAUAUUCGCCCAGACAACAAUCACCGCCGCCCUCCGAACUCCUCGCAACUUCCUCCUCCCAAAAACCCAUCACUUGCAUGGUCUAUAUCGGCCAACCGACCAACCCUCAAUUCCUACGUAACCCUGCCGAACGCGACCCUGCAGCGGUGGCAGAAGUAAUCAGCCAAGGGGUAGGGCAAAGUGGUCGCAAUCCCGAGUAUUUGUAUUUAUUGGAAAAGGCGCUUGAAGGGUUAGGAUUGGGCCUUGCGGAUGGACAUGUAACUGAUUUGGUGAGACGAGUGAAGGUGAUUGAAGGAUUGCAUGAUCGAAAGGGUCAGGCGGAUGAGGAAGAGGAGAAUGCCGAGAGGGAAGUGGAGAGGAAUUUUGCUGCUGUCGGCGCAGGUGGGACGGUGGAUUCAAUAGAAUAGACGAUAUUAAAAUAAAGUAGACACUGCAAUAAGACACAGGGUUGUGUGAAUGUUCUGCACGUGGUACAUAUCUCACAAAGGCCUGGGGAUGGAAAAGGGACCAUGCUAUAUGACCAAAUACACGACUCAUACAAGACCUAAUAUGAAGACAUCUGCGAAUUAAAUCAUAUCCCAUCCAUCUAAGCAGUAUGUUAAGCUGUCGCACACACAAGACAAGACGUAUUGAUCUACACGCGAAUAGCAUGCGAAACGAAGAUAGAAAACAAAACAUAAGGAAAUACAUCGUCGAAUAAUCAAGAAACCGUCAAACGUCAAACGCUUCGAGAGAAGAAAAAGUUCGAGUUCGUAUGAGCGAGCAAUCUAAUUUGCUUGAAAUAAAUCAAAACAAUCCUUGAAAAGAAAUAAUCAUCAUAAAUCAAGACAUCUCUCGCCCAGGUAUUCAAACAUUGGCAUUUGCGCGUAAUAGUUUCUUCUCGUCCGAUCUCAUUAUCCAUUCGUUGGUUUUUUUUUUUUUUUUUGUGUUUAAUUUGGUUGUUUGGGAAAGAAAAGAAAAGUUGGUUCAGGAGUGAGUGUGAGCGUGUGUAAGUGCACGUUUCGAUCGAAGACAUCGACUCGACCGAUUGAUCAUAAAUCAGACUUGACUUCGGUAUGGUCGCUGUAAUUUUUAGGCAGACCCUUGUCCUCCUUGACCUUGGUAUUGAUUCCCACCCCA